Molecule: messenger RNA, 1219 nt
Organism: Fimicolochytrium jonesii
Lineage: Eukaryota; Fungi; Chytridiomycota; Chytridiomycetes; Spizellomycetales; Powellomycetaceae
Exons: 7
Coding region: 135-1133 (332 amino acids)
Biological process (GO): regulation of DNA-templated transcription
Cellular component (GO): nucleus
Source: RefSeq, a predicted model, not a curated record
AUAGAGAGAGUCUGAGAGACCCGGCGGCAAGCAAACGGCGCUGGCGCUCACCCUUCUAUUUAAAGGCUCACUCAGGUCCCUUGAGGGAGCCUCGCAACCAACUUGUGUUCAUCGAGGCGGUUCUUCCGGAUGAGAUGACAACCGACUACCUGACAUAUUUGGAGGACUACAUCGGAGCCAUAGAGAAUGUCCCGGCGGAUAUCCAGCACACCCUCUAUGAGCUCCGGUCAAAGGAUGAGGAGUGCGAUGCCCUCCGUCGAAGCAUUCGCGUCAAGCAGAGCGAUCUCUCUACGCGCAUGGAGGCAAUAGUACGCACGCAGGUCCAACUCGCGUCCUCGGUAAACGGUUCCAGCUCGAUGCAGCCGCGCAGCUAUACGGACCGAUUCAGCUUCGAGUCGUUAGCGGAGGUCGAACGAAAGCAGCUGGUGGAUGAUUACCCCGACCAGAAGGAGCUGGUGGAUAAGAUCAGGGCAGAGUAUGACCGCUGUGUGCGGAUAUCGGAGGAGAAGAUGGCGAUCGCGGCGCGGUCGAAGGAGCUGAUAGACAGAUACCUUACGCGUCUUUCCGAAGAUCUGGACCGCGCCGACUCGCCCGCCAGCAAUACUGGCAGCGGCCGCUCCAGUGUCAUUGGGAGCACCUCAUCUUUAGGCGCAACAGCUGAUAUGCGACCUCAAAUGACGCCAUCCUUUUCUCGAGAACAGACUGGGAGCGGGACUGUGGCAUUGCUGAUGCGGUCUGCGCCGGGCGCUGCAGUCUUUUCGACUACGUCAUCCAUUAAAACUCGACCAGGUCGACGGCCGGCGGCGCUGAACAAACGCAUCACAAAGCGAAAAACCUUCAGCCUCUCAAACGAUUGCCCUUCGCUCUCACCUCGGCUACGCGGCGCCUCCCCCGAUGUCUCCGACGACCAAGUCUACUGCUACUGCCAGCAAGGUUCCUUCGGCGAGAUGAUUGCGUGCGAUAACCACGACUGCGAACACGAAUGGUAUCACCUCGAAUGCGUCGGCCUAUCCGCGCCACCCGCUGGCGGCUGGAUGUGCCCGACAUGUAGCCUGGCAUACGAGAAAAGCAGCAGCAACCCACGCGCGGAAGGCCUUGCUUCACCCCCCAAGAAGAAGACGCGGGUUAUCUGAGGGUGGAUUGGGCGCAUGUGUGAGCUCGCGAAAGAUCCGUCGGUCUUGAGGCAGUCCGCGACUCUCAACGGGCGAACUCAUCGGUG